Molecule: messenger RNA, 6284 nt
Organism: Sardina pilchardus (European sardine)
Lineage: Eukaryota; Metazoa; Chordata; Actinopteri; Clupeiformes; Clupeidae
Gene: bcl11aa
Product: BCL11 transcription factor A a
Exons: 3
Coding region: 236-2866 (876 amino acids)
Biological process (GO): negative regulation of dendrite development; regulation of transcription by RNA polymerase II
Cellular component (GO): nucleus
Molecular function (GO): RNA polymerase II cis-regulatory region sequence-specific DNA binding; DNA-binding transcription factor activity
Source: RefSeq, a predicted model, not a curated record
UCCGCACUUGAACUUGCAGCUCAGGGGGGCUUUUGCCAUUUUUUCAUCUCUCUCUCUCUCUCUUUUCAAAAAAGCCAUGACGGCUAUCCCACAAUCCAUCUUCCCUGCGCCAUCUUUGUAUUAUUUCUAAUUUAUUUUGGAUGUCAAAGGCAUUGAUGAAGAUAUUUUCUCUGGAGUCUCCCUUCUAACCCGGCUCUCCCGAUGUGAACCGAGCUGAAAGCCACCACCAACCACCAUGUCUCGCCGCAAGCAAGAAAAACCCAAGCACUUAAGCAAACGGGAUUUUUCGCCCGAGCCUCUGUCCGCCGCCGUGCUCUCGGAGGAGCGGCAGGAACACCGUGGGCUGGUACAGCUCGCUCCGGAAGGAGACCAGGACCUGCUCACCUGUGGCCAGUGCCAGAUGAACUUCCCUCUCGGGGAUAUCCUAAUUUUUAUCGAGCACAAGAGGAAGCAAUGCAAUGGCACCUUGUGCAUGGACAAGGCAGUGGAUAAGGCUCCGUCGCCGCCACAUGGCGAACUGAGGAGGGCCUCCAACCCUGUGGAGGUGGGCAUCCAGGUCACGCCCGAGGAUGACGACUGCUUGUCCACGUCCUCCCGAGGAAUUUGCCCCAAACAGGAAAACAUUACAGGUAAAGAUGAGCCCAGCAGCUACACUUGCACAACCUGUAAGCAGCCGUUCGGCAGCGCGUGGUUCCUGCUGCAGCAUGCCCAGAACAUGCACGGCUUCCGCAUCUACCUGGAGAGCGAGCACGGGAGCCCCCUCACCCCGCGCGUGGCCGGCGAGUGCGCCUCCUCCCAGCACGGCCUCCACGGCAUGCACCUGCCCGAGGGCAGCCCCUUCAACCUGCUGCGGAUACCCAACAACUCCGUGUCGGGGCGCGAGGGGAACGUGGUCAGCGGCGGCGGUGUCGGCGGCGGCGGGAGCGGUCGCUUCCCCCCGACCCCGCCGCUCUUCAGCCCGCCGCCCCGCCACCACCUGGACACGCACCGCAUGGACCGCAUGGACACGCACCGCAUGGAGCACCUGAGCCCCGAGGACCUGGCGCUGGCGGCCCACCACCCGAGUGCCUUCGACAGGGUGCCGCGCCUCAACCCCAUGCCCCUGGACCUGCCGGCCAUGGACUUCUCGCGCCGGCUGAGGGAGCUGGCCGGCAACACCGCGGGCUCCACGCCGCCGCUCUCGCCCAACCGGCCCAGCCCUAUGCAACGGCUGCUGCAACCAUUCCAGCCGGGCGCCAAGCCGCCCCCGUUCCUGUCCACGCCGCCGCCGCUCCCGUCCAUGCAGUCGCCCUCGGGUAACUCCCAGGGCACGCCCACGUCCUCGUCCCAGACGGGCCCGCUGCCGCUGGGCGGCCAGGGCGGGGGGCAGGGGGUCGUCGGGGUCGGGACGCUCCAGCAGCCGCCGCAGUCCACCACGCCGCUCAACACGCCCAUGAAGUCGUGCGAGUUCUGCGGCAAGACCUUCAAGUUCCAGAGCAACCUGAUCGUGCACCGGCGGAGCCACACGGGCGAGAAGCCCUACAAGUGCCACCUGUGCGACCACGCGUGCACGCAGGCCAGCAAGCUCAAGCGCCACAUGAAGACGCACAUGCACAAGUCCUCGCCCAUGACGGUCAAGUCCGACGACGGGCUCUCGGGCGCCAGCUCGCCCGAGCCGGGCACCAGCGAGCUCCUGGGCAGCGCCAGCAGCGCCCUCAAGUCGGUGGUGGCCAAGCUCAAGAGCGAGCGCAGGAUCCGCGAGAACGGCGAGGAGGCCGAGGAGGAGGAAGAGGAGGAGGAGGAGGAGGAGGAAGAGGAGGAGGAGGAGGAGGAAGGCGAGGAGGAGGAGCUGGAAAACGAGUGCAUCGGCACGGGGAACGGCCGCGGCAACAGCUACCCGUUCGGCCUGAACCUGGAGGCGGCGCGGCACCACGAGAACAACGGCGGCGGCGGCAUCGGCCUCCACGGGCGCUCGUUGCUGGAGGACGGCAUCCCGCGCUCGCUGCCCGAGGUGAUGCAGGGCAUGGGCCUGGCGGCCAGCAUGCAGCACUACAGCGAGGCGUUCCACGCGCACAAGCGCGGCUCGCUGGGCCCCAACGAGCACAACGACGCCGCGCACCGGGACCUGUGCGACGGCGACUCGGCCAUGGAGUCGGACCGCGCCCACGAGGGCUGCGGCUCGGCCAUCAACGGCCGCGGCUCGUCCCCCAGCGAGGCGGCCGCCGCCGCCGUGGGCCUGAGCAAGAAGCUGCUCCUGGGCAGCCCCAGCUCGCUCAGCCCCUUCAGCACCAAGCGCAUCAAGAUGGAGAAGGACCUGGACCUGCCCGCCAUGCCCACCAUCCCCAACUCGGAGAACGUCUACUCCCAGUGGCUGGCCGGCUACGCCGCCUCGCGCCAGCUCAAGGACCCCUUCCUGAACUUCGGGGACUCCCGACAAUCGCCUUUCGCCUCGUCCUCGGAGCACUCCUCGGAGAACGGCAGCCUGCGCUUCUCCACGCCGCCGGGCGAGAUGGACUGCGGCGUGUCCGGCCGCAGCGGCACGGGCAGCGGCGGCAGCACGCCCCACCUGGGGCGGCCCGGCUCCAAGGACGGCCGGCGCAGCGACACGUGCGAGUUCUGCGGCAAGAUCUUCAAGAACUGCAGCAACCUGACGGUGCACCGGCGCAGCCACACCGGCGAGCGGCCGUACAAGUGCGAGCUGUGCAACUACGCCUGCGCGCAGAGCAGCAAACUGACGCGGCACAUGAAAACGCACGGCCAGGUGGGCAAGGACGUUUACAAAUGUGAAAUCUGUCAGAUGCCUUUUAGCGUGUACAGCACCCUCGAGAAACACAUGAAAAAGUGGCACAGCGACCGCGCCUUGAGUGUCGAAAUCAAAUCCGAGUAGCGAGAAGUAAAGGACGGCGCGAAAGGCACGUUUUUUCUUUUUAAUCCUUCUUCGCUAAAAAGUAAAAAAACCCAUCUCUCCCGUGACGCCCUUGUAGAUUUGUCCUCUUACCCCCCCCUCUUCCUCUUUCGCUAGUCCAGUGGAAGCUAAGACAAAGUGCUUGGCACCGGCACACUCUGUUUCAUUUACGUUGAAUGCAUGAUCUGUAUCGGGGCAAUACUAUUGCAUUGACGCAAAACUUCGAGCCUUUCUCUUGUGCAAUAAUUUACAUGUUGUGUACUUUUUUUUUCUUUUUACUUUUCCCUUUUUGAUAAUUAGACAGCAUGCAUGGUAUGUUUUUUGGCUAAUUUGAGAAAAAAGAAAAAAAUUGUCCCUGGUUGGUUAGUUGUUGAGUAACUGUGUUGCUGUUUUCUUGUUCUGUUCUUUUAUUUAAAAAAAAAAGAAAAAAAAGAAAGAAAAAAAGACCAUGCUGCAUACAUUCUGUAACACAUAUCAUGUACAGUUUUGUGUUGUAACAUGGAGGACAACAGUCUAACACCUAACCCUCUAUGGAUGGGUUAGGAAUCGCACUUAAAACUGAUCUUUCAAAAAGAUAUUCAGUCCACAUAGGGUGAAAAAAAAAAAUUAAUUGGCCCCGUUACGAAUUUAAAAUCAGUGACAGCCUUUGCAAUUCUUUCAGAAAAAAAGAGAAGUAGUCAUUAAGAUUAAAUUUGUACUAUCAUUUGGUAAAACAAACAAAAGAAGAGUGCCUUGGAUAUCUUGAAACUGCAUUGGUUAAUCUUCCUAUCUACUAUAAGCUUGGAGUCUCAGAUAAAUACUGGAAAAACGGAUCCAUUUGGUCCUCAAAAAGGUUCUUGCAUCAAGUACCUGACUGCUGCAGUCAACUGUGACUAAAGAAAGAGUAAUAGUAAUGAAAGAAUCUACGUAAAUUUCUAGUUAAUCAUCAUUUAGCUACCUAUAAUAUUGUAUACCUUUUUUUGAAAAAUGCUGAGGUAUUUUGUUUGUUUUGUACACGGUACAUGCAGUAUUGUGUGGAAUCAAAACUAGGUGUUAUUUCUUUGUAUUUAGAGGUACUGUGUUGACAGUGGUACAGACUCUGAAUAGACAACAAUAAGCUGAUGUGACUCUCUUGGGAGGUUUUUUGCCUAUGUAGCCUCACUAGCACAUGUUAAUGUCUUGUUGAAGGCAAAAGUGAGAUGUGAAAGCAUGCUAAUGCUAUUGAAUAGCCAUGUCACUAGGAUCAAAACUCUAGGCUAGAUCUGGUCAAUGUCUCACCUGGACAUUGGUCCCCAACAAUGCAUCUGAACAAUUUUUUUUUUCUCUGUCAGUGAUGAUUAACUAAGAAUUUACCUGCAGGUCUAAAGAAAAAAAAAUGUGUUAGUCAUAGCCACAGUAUUUAUUCCUGAGUUCCCUUCAAAGAAAGAAACGCGAAGCAAAAUAUGGCAAGAAAAAGAAGUGAAAAUCCAUUUUUUUUCUCCAUAUUUCAUAUGCUGUGUGCUAUUUUGUGUUUGACAUUCUAGAGGAGAGCUCUAUUCAUCGUUGAGUUACAGCAUCCACCCACAGGUGAUGGUGAGAAAGCACUUGUCACUCGGCCCCGACAGUCUGUAUCGCUUGCUCUGAUUGGUGGUACAGAAGCUGAGUAUAAAAAUGUAAACUGCUUGCUUAUAGGACAAAAAAGUGCACUGUUCAAUUUUCCCAGUUUACAGGUAUUCAUUUUUGUCAAGGGAAAAACGUAUUGUAAUGCUUACAAAUAAAAUUUACAAUGUCAUUUUUUAUUAUCAUAAUGAGGAUUAGGGACAGAGAGAAUUUGCUGCCACCCCACUUGCCCUCUCCCCCGACACCCCCCCCCCCCUCCUUCCCCCCAACAGACACUCCAAGAGAGAGCCCCACUCCAUGACAUAUCCGUACGGUGCCCAGGGCAUAAACUCCUUCGCUAGACCAUGAACGAUUGAAAAAAGUAAAUAAAAGAAAAAAACUUGCUGCUUACACUGCAAGGACAUUUUUUGUACAAAUCUUUUUUUAAGUAUAAAUAUUAAAAAAUGACUUUUUGAAAUAACACUUCAUUAUCUUAUUAGGGGAAACUAUAUUUAAGUUUGUUGUUGUUUCUCUUUCCUCUCUUUGUCUUGGUGGUGUACAAGACUCGAUCACGGUAUAUAUUAAAAUGGGAAAAAAAUCUGUGACAGUUUUUUUUUUUUGCCUUGGCUCUUCACAGGUCUUCAGGUCGAAUUAAACUUGCAUUGGGGAAAGGUUUAAGAUUAUAUAUAAAUAUAUAAUAGAGAUCUUAAAUAUAGGAAAAUGCACACUCAUGUCAAUUCCUAUGCUAAAACACAUUUAUGGUCUACUUUUUCUGUAUUUCUAGAAUGGUAUUUGAAUUAAAUGUUCACCUAGUGUAGCCACUAUAGUAUUUAUAUUGAGGCUUGUAUUUUUAACUGUUGCUUGUUCUCUCUAAAAGGUAUUAUUGUACCUUUUUUGGUAGUGGAAAAAAACAACAAGCUGCCACGGUAUAUUUUUUUAAUUUGGCAGGAUAAUAUAGUGCGAAUUAUUUGUAUGUUUAAAAAAACAACGGAAAAAAAAUCCAAUAAAAAACAUGUGGCAUUGUAUAAAGACAGGCCAUGAGAUGGUCACUCCUGGAGGAGUCCUUUGCGAAUGUCCACACUAGCUAAAACAGGUGGUUGUACAUAUCUUCUGUUGGUUUGUUUUUAUUUUCUUUUGUUUUUUUAAAAAAAGUUCUCCUCUGCUGCCAUUAUGUAAUGCAGUAAUGCAAGCUGAUGUUGGGUUGUUCUGUAGUGUGCUUUCCUGUCCUUUCACCUAUUCCCCUGACUACAUUCCAGCAUCUUAAAGAAAACAAAAAAACUUCAUAUGCAGUAAAGACCAGUAAAUAAAUGACAAACAUGGAAAAAAUAAACAAAUUACAAAAAAGAAUCAAUGUUUUGCAGGUUUUUUUUCAUUGCCAAAUCCUAAAUGGUGCUUUAUAUUUAGAUUGGGACGACUUUCAUAUGCAAAGCAUAUUUAAAAAUGAUAUGGAUCUAAUGGGUAAGGCCGCUUUAGUUGAUACUUUUUUGUAAAUGGCAAUGCGGAAUAUUUUGUUAUCAGCCUUUUCUAUUCUUGUUCUGAAAGCUGUUUGUUGUAACUUGAACUUGAACUUUAUCUUUUACAAUGGGAGUCACUAUUUAUUAUUACUUGUAUGCUCUGUUCAAAACAGAGGCAUAGAAUGGAUCUUUUUUGUUGUUUUCAUUUUUUGGGUUGUUAUUAUUUUCUUUUUUUUUAAAGAAUGGCCAAAGGUCAUUGACAAAUCUUGCUUUUUUGUUUCUAGUCUAUGUUAAGUUUUAUUGGAGAAACCACUGUCUGUGUUUUCUGGCAGUUGUCUGCAUUAUCCUGUUCACACACCCAUUUUGUCCCUUUAUUGAAAAACAAUUAA